Xenia sp. Carnegie-2017 is the source of this 1034-nucleotide messenger RNA. RefSeq lists its product as uncharacterized. Bases 78 to 920 code for a protein of 280 amino acids. The transcript has 10 exons. NCBI's taxonomy places the organism in Eukaryota, Metazoa, Cnidaria, Anthozoa, Malacalcyonacea, Xeniidae. The record is from RefSeq and is a predicted model, not a curated record.
GUCAACGCAACAGCUUUGUGUUUUGUUUACAUAUAAUGUGAGCAAAUAAAGUCAUCUACAAUUCAUAUUGAUGAACUAUGUCAUCUACAAUUCAUAUUUUUUUGUUGAUUUUGUUUAAUUUAGUUUGGAAACACAUUGAAGGCCAUGUUACAUUACUGCCACCACUUCCAAUUUCCAUUUUGCAACAAACACACAGCGGACGUCCUGUUUGUGCAUAUUUUACACGUGAAGGCUUGUUACCAAAUUUUGACAACUUGCUUUCAAAGUUCAUUGAAUCAAAAUUUGCAAAGAAGCACUGUGCUGAAUGGAAGAUAGGAAGUGUACAGAUUGAGGAUAUCAUACAGAUAUCACCUCCACCAACUUUAUACCCUCGGGUAUUGCCUUCCUUACAAUGUGACAUUGGCGAUGAUCUACCCUUUGAAUUUCUCUUUCAAAAUAAAUCUCAGAAAUCUCUCAGAAGAUGGUUUAAACAAGUGUCAAAAGAAUAUCGAUCACGACCAAAGUUUGUAAAAUCGUUGACUGAAGUGAGUGAUGUGAUCUUGAAAAAUCAGGAAGCCAUCUCUAUUCUAAUGAUUAUGAGUAAAGAAUAUCUUUCAACAAUAAAGAAAACUCUUCAAGAGGUGAAACAGGCACACAGUUCUAACAUUUUCAAUUUUAUGGUAAUCAGCCCCAAAAUUAUAACGUCGACAUCUCGGAAAGAUAUUCCGAAGGAAAAGUUAGUUCGUGGUAUUAAGAAAUAUCCUGCAAUACUUAUCUUUUCUUAUGAAGUUUGGAUACAACAGAAGACCUAUGCUCGAGCAUUGGAAGGAAGCGAAAGAGUUUCUUCAGCUAGUAUGCAGCUUGCAUUAAUGUCUCUCGAAGAUGUAUUUAUGAAUGAGAGAAGCUUUGGUGCAGAAACUUGCCUUUGGUAUUCAGGUUGAUGGAUGUUAAUGAAGGAAACAACUCCCGAGUUUUCUCAAGGUAUAUCAACAGCACGAAAAUUCAUGGUUUUCCCGUGUUUGUCCUUUUUUGGCAAGAAUUGAUGGAACCAUACG